UCGCAGCCUCGAGAUGAAGAAGAUGGCGGCAGCAGUGGCUUCGUUAGCCACGGUGGCGACAGAGCCUGGAGAGGACGCCUUCCGGAAACUUUUCCGCUUCUACCGGCAGAGCCGGCGGGGGACGGCGGACCUGGGGGCGGUCAUCGACUUCUCGACGGCACAAGUGGCCCGAGGCCCGAGCCCCGGCGUGCCCAAGGUGGUCAGAUUUCCUUUGAAUGUGUCCUCAGUGACUGAUCAUGAUGCCUGUAGGGCAGGACUUCAGCCUGUGAGCAAGUGGCAGGCUUAUGGGCUCGAAGGCUAUCCUGGAUUUAUUUUCAUCCCAAACCCAUUCCUCCCAGGAUGUCAGUGGCACUGGGUAAAACAGUGCCUUAAGUUAUACUCCCAGAAACCUAAUGUGUGUAACCUGGACAAGCACAUGACUAAAGAAGAGACCCAAAGUCUGUGGGAACAGAGCAAAGAGUUCCUAAGGUCUAAAGAGGUAAAUAAACGGAGACCCCGAAGUUUACUAGAGAGACUGCGCUGGGUCACCCUGGGGUAUCAUUAUAACUGGGACAGUAAGAAAUACUCAGCAGAUCAUUAUACACCUUUCCCUUCUGACCUGGCUUUCCUCUCAGAGCAAGUCGCCGCUGCCUGUGGAUUUCAGGGGUUCCAAGCAGAAGCGGGUAUCCUGAAUUACUACCGCCUUGACUCUACACUGGGAAUCCAUGUGGACAGAUCUGAACUAGAUCACUCCAAACCCUUGCUGUCCUUCAGCUUUGGACAGUCUGCCAUCUUUCUCCUGGGUGGUCUCAAGAGAGAUGAGGCCCCUACAGCCAUGUUUAUGCACAGUGGUGACAUCAUGGUGAUGUCAGGUUUCAGCCGCCUGUUAAAUCAUGCAGUCCCUCGAGUCUUUCCGCAUCCUGAUGGGGAAUGUCUGCCUCACUGCUUGGAGACACCUCUCCCAGCUGUCCUCCCUAGCGAUUCACUGCUUGAGCCCUGUUCUGUAGAGGACUGGCAGGUGUGUGCCACCUAUUUGAAAACUGCUCGAGUUAAUAUGACUGUCAGACAGGUACUGGCCACAAACCAGGACUUCCCCUUAGAAUCCAUGGAGGAAACAAAAAGGGACAUUACUGCAGAUGGUUUGUGCCAUCUGGAUGACCAGAGUAGCCAAGCAAAACGGGCGAGGCGGAAUUCUGACACUGAAGACUAAAGGUUAGAUCUGUUGCCACGCACUCUCACCCCACGACCGUCCUCACAAAGGGCAGGGAAGAAGUCGUCCAUCAUGCUGCUGUCGGGAUGUGUCUUGGAAAGUAGAAUGAUUACAGUUUCCUCAGAAGUGUUUGGAUCCAGCUCGAUACAAGCAGGAAUGUGUUUGUCGUACCUCAUAGGUAUCAUUAUGUAUAUAUAUAUAAUGAUCCACACGGAUUUCUCAGCCUCUGCUGUUACCUCAGAAGGAAGAAGUGAGAUCGUAUGUCUAUGGUGUGUCACUACCUCGACGCUUAAUAAGAGGAAAUAGUAUCUUCCUCUCAGCGUUAUGUAAUUUGUGAACCAGCAACCAGAAUUCCUAACUCAUAGUUGUCAUCAAAUACUUUGAGAUCUUCACUCUUCUCUGCCCUCAGAGAGGAAUCUUAUGCACAUGAAGACAUGGAAUUAGAGUGUCCCUCAGGAGCUGGUGUUGUCACUUGAUUGGUAGAACACAUGUCUACCAUGCAUGUGUCCUGGGUUCAGUACCCUGUACCACAUGAAUCCAAUGUGGUGCGGCCUGCCCCAGCGCUCCAAGGGUCAUCUUCAGCUACUAGCCUGAGCUACGUGAUACUCCCACAGACACAAAGUGGCCACCCCACCCCAAGAAGUUAAAGAGAUAAAUAUGUAUAAAACAAAGGAAAACAGAAAGUAGUCUCUGUGUGUCUUUUUUAUAUCUCCAAACUCUUUCUGGUGGCUUUUUAAUUGGCUUUAAUAGACUAAGAAAGUCUCUAGAGUAUUUUGUUAGCUGUUUUCUCCGUGAAUAAACACUCCCAUCUUAAACUAAA
Messenger RNA from Arvicola amphibius (Eurasian water vole), 2009 nucleotides. It is a transcript of the gene Alkbh1, whose product is annotated as alkB homolog 1, histone H2A dioxygenase. Gene Ontology annotation, biological process: oxidative RNA demethylation. Lineage: Eukaryota; Metazoa; Chordata; Mammalia; Rodentia; Cricetidae. Gene Ontology annotation, cellular component: nucleus; cytoplasm. The record is from RefSeq and is a predicted model, not a curated record. The transcript is spliced from 6 exons. Bases 14 to 1189 code for a protein of 391 amino acids. Gene Ontology annotation, molecular function: broad specificity oxidative DNA demethylase activity; oxidative RNA demethylase activity; ferrous iron binding.